AUGAAUGUCCAAUGUGCAGUCUUACCUGUACAAACAUUCAGAUUCUUGAAGAACAUGUGGAUUUACACUUAGAGGAACACAGCUUUUCGAAAGAUGGAAACAUAAGAGAUCUAGAACUGGCUGAACGGCUCCAAACUGAAGAAUAUAAAUGGCAGAGAUCAGAAGAAGAGAAGCGAGAGAGGGAAGAAUUUAAAAAGCUGCAGAGACAGUAUGGCUUGGAUAAUUCUGGAGGCUACAAGCAGCAAUUCCUAAAGAAUAUGGAAAGGGAAGUUGAUAGAGGAAGGAUGCAGCCUUUUGAAUAUCACAAGAGAAAAGCUGACAUGAUGGAAUGCUUGGCUUUUGGUAUAGAUGAUGGGAAAACAAAGACCUCAGGAGUCAUUGAAGCAUUGUGCAAGUACUAUCAGAAUGAAAACAAAGAUGUAAGGCAUGUAUGGCUUUCCACAGGAGUAGAUCACUUCCACUCAUCUUUGGGCGACAGAGGCUGGGGUUGCGGUUACAGGAAUUUCCAAAUGCUCCUUUCCUCACUGUUGCAAAACAGCUUGUAUAGUGACUGCUUGAGAGGUAUAAUAAUUCCUAGUAUACCAAAGAUUCAGUCCAUGAUUGAAGAUGCGUGGAGAGAAGGCUUUGAUCCUCAUGGGGCAUCUCACUUCAACAAGAGAUUACAUGGUUCCAAAGCAUGGAUAGGAGCAUGUGAAAUUUAUUCACUGUUAACCAGCCUCAGGAUAAAGUGUCAAAUCGUUGACUUUCACAAACCAACUGGCCCUAUGGGUACACACCCUCGUUUAUUCGAGUGGGUUUUGCGUUACUAUUCUACAGGUGAUGAAGGUGGUGCAAAGGUAGUCUGUACUUCCAAACCACCUAUCUACUUGCAACAUCAAGGUCAUAGUCGUACUGUUGUUGGAAUAGAAGAGAAGAAGAAUAAAACCUUAUGUUUGCUACUGUUUGACCCGGGAUGUCCUUCCCAAGAAAUGCAGAAACUGCUAAAACAAAACAGUGAUGGUACUGGUCUCAAGCUACUUCGGAAAUUUGUGGGUAGCUUAAAAGAAAAGCAAUACCAGAUAGUGGCUGUAGAUGGUGUACUCUCAUUGGAAGAGAAAGCUGCUCGCUGCCAUGCUUCUCAGGUCUUAACAUCAGAGAAGAUUCCUUAAAGCAUGCCUUUAUUACCUCUUUUGGAAUCUGCUGGAUGCAAAACAUUAAACUUCUGGACUAUGACCCUAACUCAAUGAUUUCUAGACUUUAAACUAUGUCUCCAUAAAUGUUUGGGGGCUCUGGAGAAGCACAACACUAGAGUAAACCUGUAGUUUUGAUCUUCAGUCAAAACUCUGCCCUCCUGAUGAAUCUGUAACUCUGAAGUAUUACAGUUCUUUUCUUACUAGAAAAUAUGCUAUUUUCUUAGUUGCUUAAACUACAAAGCAACACCUACCAUCCCGUAGCAGACUAUGCACCAUAGUUAACUGUCGUUAAGCAGUGGAUAGAGAUACUAUGGAACUACUUUAUUGGAGUGCCUCCGUAAAUAUAUCUAUGCUGGCUCUGUGGCCAGUGCUCUGUUUCUUACCAAAUUUGAUCAACAAACAUCCAUUAUGCCUCAGCAAAUUCUCCUGCAACUGUUUGCAAAGUACAGAGACAGUUCAGUGAAUUCACAUGAUGCAGCCUGUUCCACCAGCGAUUAGUUUACUACUGAACUUCUUUUCAGUUAGCUGGCUUCUCUAGAUGUAUUGCUUGUAAACAUGAACAUGUGUGCUCGUGACGUAGAUCAGUGUUAGGAUUGGCUGUGAGGUCUAAGAUAGUGGUGUCCAAAGAGGGGUGUGUGUGCUUUAGGGGUUGUGCAACGCAAUCCCUUGGGGUAUAGGAAGA
This is a messenger RNA of Gavia stellata (red-throated loon), 1854 nucleotides long. RefSeq names its product zinc finger containing ubiquitin peptidase 1 (gene ZUP1). The record is from RefSeq and is a predicted model, not a curated record. Bases 12 to 1148 code for a protein of 378 amino acids. The transcript has 8 exons. Lineage: Eukaryota; Metazoa; Chordata; Aves; Gaviiformes; Gaviidae.